Messenger RNA from Caretta caretta (loggerhead turtle), 3460 nucleotides. RefSeq names its product fibulin 7 (gene FBLN7). The record is from RefSeq and is a predicted model, not a curated record. Gene Ontology annotation, molecular function: calcium ion binding. Lineage: Eukaryota; Metazoa; Chordata; Testudines; Cheloniidae.
AGGUGUCCAUGGACCACACUGUUCUAUGGUAACAACAACCUUUUGUGGAUCCCUUAGACAUAGUCUAAGAAGAGCCCCAGGCAUCUGUGGGCCACCGGUUAUAAACCUCUGGACUAGGGGAAGCUGGUAGGGAUAAAACAAAUACGAAUAUCAGAAUGUCUACGAUUGGCUCACAAUAUGAUAGGACAUAUAUGGUUUUUAAUUAGUGUGAGUUUAGACACCAGCAGAGGAGCACAAGUAAAUGCUGAGUGCAGACUACUGCUGUGGGAUGUGGGUAAAUACAUAUAUCUUUGUCCUGUGACAAAGCUCCCCCACCUACUUGGUCCACAUUUCUGCUGCUGGCAUUGUUUCCCGUGGUAUAUUUGACAGUGCUUUGUCCAGUCUAGUCUCAGUCGCGGGGCUUCCCCCACUUCCCAGGGGUGAUCCCAACACAGCUCCACUUUCCUUUGCUUAAUGUCCCCACAUCACUCCUAGUUCUACUCCAGGGCUGCAGGUGAGCCUAGAGAUGGAGAAGGGAGAGGGGACCAGCAGCCACCAGGGGAAGGGGUUGGAUUGGGAGGGGGCAUUCAGAGCCAGCCGUUCCAUUACUCAGCCAUCGGUGCAGCCCCACCUAUUCACCCCAAAUCAAUCACGAAGCUAUAGGAUUUGUAAUGCAUCAAGGUGGACGGGGAGAGUAAAUGUUCCCCACUGUGUCUGUAAAGAGGCCUCCGGCUGGCUUGAUCAAAGAGUCUGAAGACCACUAUAUUCAAGUGGCUGUUUUUCAGCGUCAAACGCGGUGCGUUGGCCAUCGUGUGUCCAAGGUGGAGCUGUUGCUAGCAGGCUGCACAGUGAGGGAACCCCCGACGGUGGCGUGCAGAGAAGCUUUUCGAGAUCAGCUGCCAGGUAUUGCAUGACAAGACCCAAUUUCUCUAGGAAGGGAGCUCUCCAGCUGAGUGCACCCUGACAUUCUCACUGGCUCUGCCUUUGGAUAUACACCCGUGUAUGGGUCCACAGGCUUCAGUGGGAGCUGAAGGCAGAAGUGUGGUGACGUGCACCUGAACCCUGUGUUCGCAGGAUAGCGCCCUAGAAGGCCGGGCAAGGGAGGGAUGAACCUCCACCCAAAUCCUCCUCUCUCCAGUUGCUUUGCAGCAGAUCAGCGUUGCACAUGGGGCCGUUCUUCUCCAUCCGAGAAGGAAGCAAGGCUAAUGGAAAUCAAUUCAAUCCUAAAGGAGUGCUCCUUUCUCAGGGGCCUUCUGGGGAAAUACAGUCCCAACCUCUCCUAGAAGACGAACGGGAUGAGUCUCCCCCACUUUGGCCGCUGCCCAGUGUGCGGGCUACAAGGAGAUAUCCACUUGGCAAGUGUUUCUCCCCUGAGACCAACACCUACUGCUAGGACCCCGCUAGCCAGCCAGCCUUCCACUGCUACCUUGAGUGGGAGGGAGAAACUAAACCCCAGCCAGACCCACACAGCUUAGGUGUUGGAUUGUAAGAGCUCACACAGGCAGCAGCAGUGGCUGAUUGCAGCAGCAGCAGCAGCAGCAGCUGCGAGGGCAGCCAGCAGAUGAGGACUUGAAAGCUGAGUGGUUUUCUUCAACCCUUCCGUGAGAGAAGCUGCCAGGUUGGUGCUGGCAAGCGGGAGUCAGCUGUCCCUCGGCUGCAUUCCAGGCAUUCCCAGGGACUUCUAAGGCAGGUUGAGAAAACACUCAGGAGGGGAAAGCAUUCGAAAAUAAUCCGAGAAGAGAUUUUACCUUGAAACUAGGACCAUGGUUUCUGGAUUUCAGUACAGCCUCUUUCUGUUCCUGUGCUUCACAGCAUGCCAGGGAUCUCCAGCUUCCCAGAACUGUCUCAACAAACAGCAGCUCCUGGCUGCCAUCCGCCAAAUGCAGCAGUUCUUAAAGGGGCAGGAAACGCGGUUUGCAGAGGGAGUGCGCGUCAUGAAGAACCGGCUGAUAACUCUGCAGAACUCGGUGACAAAAGCUGCCCCAGACCCACAAUCCGUGUCCUGCCCUGCACUGGAUGCCCCCGUGGAUGGCAGAAGAUUUGGUACCAAGUACUUUGUGGACCAUGAAGUCCAUUUCACCUGCGAACCUGGUUUUCAGCUCACUGGUUCCAGCACCCGAGUGUGUCAGGCAAAUGGCAGCUGGACUGGAGAAGCACCGCGGUGCAAAGUGAUCAACAAAUGCUCGAGCAAUCCCUGCCAGAAUGGUGGAACUUGUGUGGAUGGAAUAAACCAGUACAAGUGCAUUUGUCCUCAAGGGUGGACUGGUGAGAACUGCCAGUACCAGUCACAAACAGCCCCACCUGCAUGGAGUGUUACAAACGACCCAGCUUUCAGUCGCAAGCCACGCUGUGCCAAAAUCGACAGGACCCAACACUGCAGCUGCGAAGCCGGCUUCCACAUGAGCGGCACAGCCGACAACAGCAUAUGUCAGGAUGUAAAUGAGUGUGAGGUUUACAAGCUGGAGGGAGCCCCUCGUCUGUGCAUGCACGCCUGUGUCAACGUUCCUGGCUCUUACCGCUGCUCCUGCCCCAGUGGAUACAAGCUCCUCGGAGACGGGAAAAGCUGUGAAGAUAUAGACGAAUGCAGCCUGUCCCAGCACAACUGCACCAGGGGCAUGACGUGCAUUAACACAGGAGGAGGCUUCCAGUGCGUCAGCGCCGAGUGCCCUCGGCCCAGCGGCAAUGCCAGCUAUGUGAAAACGUCGCCAUUCCAAUGUGAACGCAACCCCUGCCCAAUGGACAGCAGAUUGUGCCAUCAUGCCCCAAAGUCCAUCUCCUUCCAUUAUCUUCCUCUGCCUUCCAACCUAAUAACCCCCACCCCUCUCUUCCGCAUGGCAACUGCCUCCGCCCCAGGCCGGCCUGGGCCUGACAGCCUGCGCUUCGGGAUUAUUGGGGGCAACAACCGAGGGCAUUUCGUGAUGCAGCGCUCCGACCGUCAGACAGGAGAACUGAUCCUUGUGCAAAGCCUGAAAGGACCCCAGACCAUCGAGGUGGAGGUGGACAUGUCUGAGUAUCUGGAUCGCACCUUCCAGGCGAAGCAUGUCUCCAAGAUCACAGUGUUCGUGUCUCCCUAUGAGUUUUAAAGAGACACAAUUUCUGCAAGUCAGCAAAUAAACAGCCGCAAGGACUGUUCCUGUUCAUCUCUCGCUUUCUUUCAGCACUGACUCGAACGAAAUUCCUUCCUUUCGAAAUGAUGAAAGGCCACGGCACUGCAGCAGUUCUACAAAACAGGACCUUAAAAGCCCAGUGCUGAGAGACAAGACAAACCACAUUACUCUGGCAAUGCCAGGAUGGGGCUUGCAAUAAUCUCAGACUCACUUGUUCUUGGGAAGUUUUGACUCCGGACACUUCUGACUUUGCUUCUCAACAUCUUCUGUAGCACAUGCCUCCAGGAACCCUAAUCACAGUAACAGAGAUGUAGCAAUGAAAUCCAGAUUAUAGCCUAUAUAAACCUCCAUAGGGUAAAUAUCCUUCCAUCAGA